Molecule: messenger RNA, 1104 nt
Organism: Oikopleura dioica
Lineage: Eukaryota; Metazoa; Chordata; Appendicularia; Copelata; Oikopleuridae
Source: the annotation of a GenBank genome assembly
AUGACUCUGAAGGAUGUUUGGGAAUUGGUCAGGAGGUUGAUGAGGUUUGGCCCGCUCAUGACGAUGGCUACAAUUGGUAUUGUCUGGUGUGGGGGCCUUAUCAGCUUGAUAACAUACUUUCCGCCAUCGAAAACGAUCGCGAACAAAGUCAACUUUCUCUGUUAUUUCUGCUGGCUGCCCUUCACCGUCACCAAUUUCUUCAAAGCAAUCCUCCUCGGCCCUGGCUACGCGCCGAAGGGCUGGAAGCCUAAAGUUCCCGGAGACGAGCAGUUCCUACAAUUUUGCCAAGUGUGUCAAGGAUUCAAGCCGCCGCGCGCCCAUCACUGCCGAAAAUGCCAGCGCUGUUGCUUGAAAAUGGACCAUCAUUGCAUCUGGCUUAGCCAGUGCGUUGGUUAUCGCAACCAAGCGUCGUUCAUGUACUUCUUGUUCGGAGCCGUUUUCGGAGCUCUUCACGGAACAUUCCAUAUCAUCUUCUUUUCUUAUCAACAACUUUGGGUUAGACUCACUCUUCAGCCGAAGCUAGUCCUGGGGGUUAUGAUUUCUUCCGGAUUCGGAAUUGGAACAGUUAUUGCCGUUGGUGUCUUACUGUACUCGCAACUGCAGAUUGUUUUCACAAACAUGACAGGUAUUGAAUCGUGGAUCGUCGAAAAAGCCAACUGGAGACUAAACGAAGACAAAAAAGAUGAAGAAAAAACACAGUUCAAUUAUCCAUAUGAUUUGGGGCGAAGCGCCAAUUUCUGGCAAGUUUUUGGGAAGGACGAAAGAAUUGAUGGAUUUUAUUUUCCGGUGAAAGAGGGGUGCAAUAUUUACAGUCUGACAAUCGAGCAGCUUUUGCAGAAGAAGAUCAAGGAAGUGAGGAGCGUCCCCUUCAAGUGCAUCAAGUCGUACAGUGGUCGAAAAUGCCCGUUUCUUUCUUUUCCAAAAAUCGCAAUCUUCACUCCUAUCCUCUCCGACCUUUUGCCGAUCGAAGAAGGAGACGACAUAAUCAUCACUCGCGGGAAAAAGCACUGGUACUACGGAUACAAAGCCGGGAACAAGGAAACUCGGGGGUUCAUGCCAAAAACUGCGCUUCAACCUGUCGAAGAGCCAAAAAAGGAACUUUAA